Messenger RNA from Mycena indigotica, 1329 nucleotides. Its product is annotated as BTB domain-containing protein. The coding region runs from base 1 to 1329 and encodes 442 amino acids. The record is from RefSeq and is a predicted model, not a curated record. The transcript is spliced from 4 exons. Lineage: Eukaryota; Fungi; Basidiomycota; Agaricomycetes; Agaricales; Mycenaceae. Gene Ontology annotation, molecular function: protein binding.
AUGUUCCACCCACCUCCCACUGGAAGCUCAAGUUCACAUGCAGACACCACACCAAGCGAGACGUUGCUGAAGCGCAAGCGCUCUGAUAGCCAGUCCACUCUUGCCGGCUCUCCGGGAAAGUUUCAAGUCCUUGAAGGCGAUCGAGAAACAGCAACGUCGAGGUAUCGCGAUGAGAACUAUUAUCUGGAAGAUGGGAGCUGCAUUAUUCUGGUUCAGGACACCCUCUUCAAUGUGCACCGAACAAUGUUGUCCAAGGAUAACUCCCUGUUCUCAUCCAUGUUCUCUCUGCCGCAGGGGCAGCACGAGGCGGAAGGCCGCUCCGACGACAAUCCUAUCGUCUUGAUGGACGACACUGUCGCUGAAUUCCGACACUUUCUUUGGGCAUUAUACGCGCUACCACUAGAGCUGCGGGUUGUUCAUUCCGAAUCUGCAGACCUCACCCAGCUAAUGGGCAUCGCGCGGAUUGCGAACAAGUACUCCUUCAAGAGCAUCGAGACCUGGAGUCUGGACGCGAUCCAGGAAUACGUGAACCACAAGCCGUCUCCCAUCAUCACUUCUAUUCCACCGCCUCAUACCUACGUGUUCUCUGCGAGCUCUCCAGAGGGAAACAAUGCCCCACGCCAACUGACACAACUGAUACGCCUCGCACAACUAUGUGGCCACGAUAAGCUGCUCAGCACGAUGGUGUCGCUGCUGCGGCAGUUGAUGAGCUCGUCGUUGCAGUAUGCGUAUCUGGCGAUGACGCUGGCAGACGAAUUGGAUCUGAGGGUGUUGAGAGGCGCUGCAUACCUGGAGGUCAUGCAGAAAGCUGUGGUAGUCAAGCGGACAAAAAUAGACCCCAUAAAGCGCAGACCGGCAACGAUGAUAGCUGGACCGAGUGUGGCUCAGUCGACGGACGAUUUAGAUUCUGCGACAGAAGAAGCGAACGAAGGCGACGUGGACGAGGAGGGUCGGCUGGUGGUUACUCGAGCGCAACAACUCAGGCUGUUAUCGGGCUACUACCGACUCACGAAAACUUGGGAGCGACUGCGAAUCACGCCGCCGCAUUUUGACCAUGCCCCGAGCUGUUCAGCGACAUGGCAUCAGCAUGGAUGUACCCAGAGUUGGCUCGAGUUUUGGAAGGACAAGACAAGGGGUGAUGCAGUGCUCUCUUUAGGUUUGGCGGACGUGUUGGGGCGGCUGAGGCAGGUGCAGAGGGACUACGAUAGGUGGGGAAGUGCAACUUACAUGCACCAUGAUUGUCGAAUGGCGGCGAAGAGGAGCAUCACGGAAGUGCUGAAGCGUGUAGAGGAGGCAUUGCCUGAUUUUUUCUCGGAAGCGGAUGAUUGA